Messenger RNA from Alosa sapidissima (American shad), 4860 nucleotides. It is a transcript of the gene aass, whose product is annotated as aminoadipate-semialdehyde synthase. Gene Ontology annotation, cellular component: cytoplasm. The transcript has 24 exons. Gene Ontology annotation, molecular function: saccharopine dehydrogenase activity. The coding region runs from base 405 to 3197 and encodes 930 amino acids. The record is from RefSeq and is a predicted model, not a curated record. NCBI's taxonomy places the organism in Eukaryota, Metazoa, Chordata, Actinopteri, Clupeiformes, Clupeidae.
AUUGGUGGAAGCUUGAGAGGCUUGUCGGAGGGCUUCAGUUCCGUCUGCUCUGACGCAAGAUACUUUACUUGUACAGCCGACUGCAAGCAGCUACCUCGUUGUUUCACUCAAUCACAUAUUCUGUAAUUACGGUUUGAUUUCAUAUGGUCGCGGAAUCCUAAUUUGAAGAAACUAACGCGGUGUUAACUGUUCGCAUUUCCCCUGUCAUGUCACAGAAGUUCUAACGUUAACGUUAGAGUUGCAAUAUCUGUCUGUCACACACUCAUACAAACACUGCAAACAAGCUAACGUUAGCAAGUUGGCGGAGUUCAGGCCACAUCAACUGGGAAACUGAAUUAAGUUUACCACAAAGCUCACAGGUACACUGAUAAUCAUUACAUAGUUUGCUGUAAUCUGGGGAUACCAUGUUACGGCUCAUUAGACCCCAGAACCAGAGCUUGAGGGGCUGGUCUUGUAGUCAGAAACGUUACCAUCACCGCAAAUAUGUGAUGGCCAUCCGCCGUGAGGACAUCAAUGUAUGGGAGCGGCGGGCACCCUUUGCCCCACGGCAUGUGAAGGAGAUUACUGCCGCAGGACACAAAGUGCUUGUACAGCCCUCCAAUAGACGGGCCAUCCAUGAGAAAUACUACGAAAGAGCUGGAGCCGUCAUUCAGGAGGACAUCUCUGAGGCAUCCCUUAUCAUCGGGGUCAAGAGACCACCUGAGGAGAAGGUGUACCCUCAUAAGACGUAUGCUUUCUUCUCUCAUACCAUCAAAGCACAAGAGGCAAACAUGGGCCUUCUUGAUGACCUUCUCAAAAAGGAAGUCCGCCUGAUUGACUAUGAGAAGAUGGUGGAUCCCAACGGCUUCCGCAUUGUUGCCUUUGGUCAGUGGGCAGGUGUAGCAGGUAUGAUUAACAUCCUACAUGGCCUUGGACUGCGCUUCCUUGCCUUGGGACAUCACACACCGUUUAUGCACAUUGGGAUGGCACACAACUACAGAAAUGUCAGUCAGGCUGUACAAGCUGUGAGGGACUGUGGGUACGAGAUAUCUCUCGGUCUCAUGCCCAAGUCGAUUGGCCCUCUUACAUUUGUUUUUACUGGAACAGGCAAUGUCUCCAAGGGUGCACAAGAAAUCAUAAACGAGCUUCCCUGUGAAUUUGUGGAGCCCCAUGAACUGAAGGAUGUCUCUUUAUCAGGAGACAUGACCAAAGUGUACGCCACAGUUCUCAGUCGACACCAUCACCUGAUCAGGAAAAGCGAUGGACUUUAUGACCCACUGGAAUAUGAACAUCACCCUGAGCUCUACACCUCCCACUUCAGAGUCAGCGUGGCCCCUUAUGCCACUUGUCUGAUAAAUGGGAUCUACUGGGACCCCCAUACCCCCAGGUUGCUCCGCCGGCUCGAUGCCCAGCGGCUCAUGCGACCCAUCAAGCUUUCAGCCCAUGCAACUGAGGGCUCACCUGGUCUGCCCCACAAGCUGCUGGCCAUCUGUGACAUCUCCGCAGACACAGGAGGCUCCAUCGAGUUCAUGACAGAGUGCACCACCAUUGAUAAGCCAUUCUGUAUGUAUGACCCAGACCAACAUAUAGACCGUGACAGUGUGGAAGGCAGCGGCAUCCUUAUGUGCUCCAUUGAUAACUUACCUGCUCAACUGCCUAUUGAGGCUACAGAGUACUUUGGAGACCGAUUGUUCCCCUACAUUUGGGAGAUGCUCCCGUCAGAUGCAAAUAGACCACUUGAUGAAGAGGACUUUUCCCCACAAGUGAAAGAUGCAGUGAUAACAUCUAACGGGAAACUAGCUCCAAAGUUUGAAUACAUUGAGAAACUUAGGGAAAGAAGGGAAUCGGAGCAGAUCCUGAAGAAAGGUGGAAUGAAGCGUGUUCUGUUGCUUGGGUCCGGAUAUGUGUCUGGACCGGUCAUUGAGUACCUGACCCGGAACCCUGGCAUUCAGGUCACUGUAGCCUCGGUGCUGUUGAGCCAAGCUGAGGAGCUGGCCAGUAAAUACCCCAACACCAUUCCCGUCAUGCUGGAUGUGACCAGUCAGGAGGGCCACAUGGAGUCCCUCAUCAAAGACCAUGACCUAGUGAUCAGCAUGCUGCCGUAUGGGUAUCACCCGGUGGUGGCCAAGCACUGCAUCCAUAAGAAGGUGAACCUGGUCACAGCCAGCUACCUGAGCCCAGCCAUGAAGGAGCUGCAGAAGAGUGCUGAGGAGGCUGGUAUCACCAUAGUGAAUGAGAUGGGACUGGACCCUGGCAUCGAUCACAUGUUGGCUAUGGAGUGCAUUGACCAGGCCAAGGCAGACGGAGCCACUGUGGAAUACUACACCUCUUUCUGUGGGGGUCUCCCAGCCCCAGAGUGCUCAGACAACCCGCUGCGUUACAAGUUCAGCUGGAGUCCCUACGGCGUUCUCCUCAACACCAUCAGCCCAGCCAUCUUUCUCAAGGACAAUGAGGUGAUCAAUAUCCCAGCAGGAGGUUCCCUGAUGGAGUCCACUGUGCCGAUGGACUUCUUGCCAGGCUUCAACCUGGAGGGCUUCCCCAACCGCGACAGCACCAAGUAUGCCGAGCCCUACGGCAUCCAGUCCGCCCACACGCUGGUCAGGGGAACAUUGCGCUUCAGGGGCUUCUCGCGUGCGAUGAGUGGUUUUGUGAAGCUGGGCCUGAUCAACACAGAGCCGUGCCCCAUGCUGCACCACACUGCUGUCCCGGUGUCAUGGAAAGCCUUGCUGUGCCAGCAGAUUGGGCUGCCCUGCUCUGUUGGGGAUGAUGCCUUUCAGGAGGCUGUGUACGAGCACAUCGACAAGGACGACUUCCGCAUGGAAAUGCUGAAAUGGUUUGGAAUGUUAAGUGAAGAAGCAGUGCCCCAUGCUGACAGCAUCCUGGGAGCAGUGGCUAAGCACCUGGAGGCCAGGCUGGCUUUUGACCAAGGUGAGAGGGACAUGAUCAUCAUGAGGAAUGACGUGGGUAUCAGGCACUCUUCAGGAGAGCUGGAGACCAAGCACAUCGGCCUGGUGGUUUAUGGGGAGCCGAACGGCUUCUCUGCCAUGGCUAAAACCGUGGGCUAUCCUGCUGCCAUCGCUGCUCAGAUGGUUCUUAAUGGUGAAAUCACAACAAAAGGGCUUGUCGUGCCGAUGACCAAGGAUAUCUACGGCCCUGUUCUCACCAGACUGAAGGAAGAGGGCCUCCAGUUCACCACCAAAACCACCCUCAUAGAGUAGCCCUGUGUGAAGCCACUCUCAUUAGCACGCACGUCUGCAUCAGAGGGGGAGACAGACCACACACCCAGUAUAUUGUUCCUUUCAGCACACAGCCACAUAAGAAAACGUUAUGUCAGCCUUGUCCCUCUUGGGAACUCAGACAUAUUCAUUUCCAUGCUGCCUUCUUUGAGUUUGACCCAAACAGACAAAUAGAAAAGACACCACAGACCUGUACACGAUGCCGUAGAGACAGAGGAAUGGCUAGCACACUGGGAGACUGAAAAAUGGCUUUACAGAAUUUAGUCUGUCUGAUUAGAGGGAUACAACCAGAAAACAUUGAUUUUGCUUUUCACUACAAGUACUGUAUGUUUCCAGUCAUGAACAUGCGUUAUUUAUCAAAUUAAUAAUGAAGCCUUUUGAGUCAAAUCCAGACACUACUUGUCAAUUAAAAUAGUUAGACUGGAAACAUACAGUACUUGUAGUGAAAAGCAAAAUCAAUGUUUUCUGGUUGUAUCCCUCUAAUCAGACAGACUAAAUUCUGCAUUAAAUAGGAUUUACACUGGUGGCCCUGUUUUAUUAACCAAGCAGAUCUGAUUAAACAUAAGCUAGUAAGAUGCCAAGCCCCUGUUGAGCAGGCGUUUCAGUUUGACAUUCAUUUAAAAUUUUCUCUCCAAUAGUUUAACCUCUACAGAUCAGAUAUGUCUGUAUCUUUGUAUUUUGUCAGGGUGAAUUUUCCAAGUUGAAGGUCAAAAACUCAAGCUCAAAGUGUUUGUGCAAAGAGAUUUUAAAUCAAGGCUCUUCUUUACAUUUAUCUGAAGUAAGUUUAGAAUAAGCAUUUUUGACACCAUAUUUGAAUUUACAGUUAAAAUGAAAUUCAAGCAUUUUAAACCUUUUACAAUGUAAAAUAUAAUUGGAUUGUGUUGUAUGGUGAUAAUUAGUGGCAUAAGCAGCCAUUCUUCUUGGCAUCCUGCCAUUGUUAAACCUUUCAAUGUUUUUGAGCACUUAAUGCAACAAUGGUGGUCAGAAAAACCAUGUGUUCGCACAGGCAUGUGAAAUCAAAAAUCACAGAAUUUUGACACUGGAAAUGACAGACUGGUUACUAAUUUACUGGUUACAGCGCUGGAAAAAAUUGCCACAAUUUGCACAUUUUUCUGAUGUCAUCCUACGGUUGCUGACUGACAUUUGAAUGAGUUGACGGUCAUAUUUAAAUUUGCAGUAGUCUCUAAAUGUUGAAUAUGACCAUCAACUCAUUUGAAUGUUACUCAGCAUACAGCAACCAUAGGAUGACAUCAGAAAAAUGUGCAGUGGUCUCUUCAUUUUUUUCCAGAGCUGUAUGUAUUGUCAGGGGGUGAAUGGAUGUAGACUUGACUGGUAGUAAGCAUGCAACUGUAAAAGUAAACCAUACAGUGUGUCCCACUAGACUGUGAUGGGACAGAUGAAAUAGCCAUUACCAAGAGAACAAUGAACCAGAGGGUCCCUCCUUUAUCACACUGAAAGUUCCCUUCACAAGGCCACUGUGGCCAUCUGGCUUUAUGUUAAUUAUUGCAACAAGUACAAUAAUCCCCCAUCCUACUACUACUGCUGUUAUUCAAGGUGUUGACAAUCGAUCAUUUGCUCUCUCAUAAGUGUUGUUUAGUGAAAUGUAUAAAUAAAGUAUUUAUAUUUGGUUACCUAUCGAAAAUCA